Molecule: messenger RNA, 1110 nt
Organism: Aspergillus glaucus CBS 516.65
Lineage: Eukaryota; Fungi; Ascomycota; Eurotiomycetes; Eurotiales; Aspergillaceae
Exons: 2
Coding region: 25-1011 (328 amino acids)
Molecular function (GO): FMN binding; NADPH dehydrogenase activity
Source: RefSeq, a predicted model, not a curated record
GACGACGAGCACGUACAGCUGCCGAUGGCGAUGGAAUACUACUGCCAGCGCGCCUCUGUGCCUGGGACCCUGAUCAUCGCCGAAUCCUCUAUCAUCUCCCCGAGUCAUGGUGGUGUGUCGAACAUGCCCGGUAUGUGGAACGAAAAGCAGGUGAAAGGGUGGAAGAGGGUGGUUGAUGCUGUCCAUGCGCGUGGAUGUUACAUGUUCUGCCAGUUGCUGGCACCAGGUCGUGCGGCGGACCAGGCAACAUUGCAGCGAGAGGCCGGUCAUGGCAUUUUGUCCUCUAGCCCGGUUCCAUUGACAGACCUUGCCUGCGUCCCGAACGCCAUGUCGGAGGACCAGAUCCAGGCCGCCAUUGUAGACUAUGCAAAUGCAGCGAGAAAUGCUAUACGCGCUGGUUUUGAUGGCGUGGAAAUCCACGGAGGAAAUGGAUAUCUGCUCGAUCAGUUUCUCCAGGAUACCUGCAACAGACGAAGAGAUCGAUGGGGGGGUAGUAUCGAAAAUAGAGCGCGAUUGGGCAUUGAAGUCGCCACGGCAAUUGCAAACGAAAUUGGCGCCCAGAAACUGGGGUACCGGAUCAGCCCCUGGAGUAGUUUCCAGGGAAUGCGAAUGGCUGAUCCAAUUCCUCAGUUUACAUACCUGGUCCAGGAACUCAGGGAUCUCAAGCUGGGAUAUCUCCACGUGAUCGAAUCUCGAGUGAACAACAACGUGGAUAUCGAAAAGACAGAGGGGAUCGAAUUUGUCUUGCAUACCUGGGGAAAGGACACUCCCGUUCUACUGGCUGGUGGAUUUACUCCUGAAUCUGCAGAGAAGGCAGACAGCGACUAUCCAAACAACGAAGUUGCGGUCGUAUUUGGCAGGCACUUUUUGGCAAACCCAGACCUCCCGUUUCGCAUUCAAAAUGGACUCGGAUUGACCAAAUACGACAGAUCCAGCUUUUACACCCCGAAGUCUGCAACGGGAUAUACCGAUUAUCCGUUCAGCCAGGAAUUCCUUGCUUCGAAGUCAUAAUAGGGGUAGAUUAGGUAUGGAACAGAUAAUGCGAAAGGGAUGAAACGGCAUGUAAAGUUGAUACAGCACGAGUGGUGUCAGUGUUCUUCUCUAUUUCUU